CAACAUUUCAAGACUUCGGACAACACAAGGAUACACAUAUUUUACUGGAAAAAUCACAUAAAACAAAAUAUGGAAUCAGAAUCCUUGUUGGAAAAUAAUGGUUUCGAUUUAAAAAAAGACUCAAUGGAUUCAUCAUCCGAUACAAAUGAUAAAGUCAAAUUGAACGAAAAUAAAAUUAACAAUCAACAACAUAUUGUGCCGAUUGGCUUGCUAAUUGUUUUGCUAACAAUCUAUUUGGGACUGAGUGGUGUACAAAGCUGUUUCGCUAAUAGCUCCCAAAAUGAGGAUAUUUUAAAAUCUCUACCAAACUUGAUGUACAAUCAAGUCGAAAUUAAUGAGCGUCAACUGAUAUUGGAACGAUUCUUGGAAUAUAAGGAUAUAUGCAGGGAUUUGGAAAUAUUUACCAAAGAAAUAAACCGAAUAAAGCCUAAGGUUCCAAACAAGUCGGCUGAGAUUAGAAAGAAAGAAACCACUUUGAAAACCGAAUAUAGGGACUAUAGUGGUAGUGGAAGUGGUAGCAGAGCUGUUGCUGAUGGCAGCGGAGAUGAAUGUGCCACCACCAAGUCUUACAGUAAGAAAUAUAAAAAGCCUAAAUCUAAAUAUUAUAUAAAAUUACCUAAUAAUCCAAAAAAUGGUUUCCACAAACACAAUAAAUCAACUAAAGCUAAAAAUGCCAGACAUCACGACAAAAAGGAUCUGAACAUAAAUAAGAAAAAUUCCUCGGCAGAACCAAUUAUAUAUCUUUUUGCCUUGGUUUUUAUUUAUUUGCUGUUGAAAGCAGCAUCAGAUAUCAAUCAGCAUUACAAAUCGGAAAACAAAAACGACAAACGUUUCAUGAGACGCUGUUCUUUGCAAUCCUAUGCUCAAGCUCACCGAGAUCGACGUUCAUCAAAAGAAUUGGCAUUGAAAACAAAACAACAACAGCAACAUCAACGCACAUUGGCAUCCUUGCAACGAUCCAUCAAUGCUGAACAGCAGAAGCCAAAACCACAACAACAGCAACAUUUCUAUCAUCACCACCACCACAUCGAAACAUCAUCCGUUCAAAGAACACCAUCAACACCUCCCACACUCUCUCCGGCGCCCAGGAGCAGCCACGGCAAUUGGCAAUUGCUAAGACAACACAUGACACUAUCUGUAGAUAAUUCGGACCUAAUUGUAACACCCCUAACUAAACCAGAGUUCUCCUCCAUGAUGAAACGAAGACGUUGUUCGGUGCCAGUUGCUCUAAAUUACCAUAGACAAACCACUAAAAACUCCUCAAAUCCAAAUCCCUUGGGAACACUAACUGAUCCACUAAUCAGACGAACCUCCAUAACAAUGCCCCUGGAUAGCUUAGAUCCAUUGGCCGCAAGCGAUGGAACCAAACGUAGAGUACGCAUGAUAAACAGGCAUUAAAUUAUCAAUUUCAAAAAAAAAAAAAACCGCUAAGUUCGGCCAGGCCGAACUUUUUAUACCCUCCACCAUUUGGAAGGAGCUUGAAAUUUUUCAGAAAACUUCCGGAAUCUACCCCUUAAAUGAAAACUGUUAUAUGGAGACUAUACGAAGACGUGGACAUGCUUACGAAAUUUUUUGUCUUAGGCGUAGUAGUAUGCAGUAUCCAUUUCGAACUUCAAAUACCAAAUUUGAAACAAUUCCGGUAAAUACUGUGACUAAAGUCAUCAAAAUACCGAAUAUCUGGAGGUACCGUUAUACAGGGUGAGAUGAAAAAACUGCAACCAACUUCAGACUGCUGUCAUUUCUAAGCCACUCGUCCGGCAGCUGUUAAAAUUAUUUCAGUGACAGCUCAUUAUAUUGUUUAGAAACGUACAAAAGCAUUUCCGUGAGAGUUGUCCAAAAAAAAGUUAUUCGUGAUGGAAUUCAAGCGUGAUUUCUUUAUAAUUGACUGGAAAAUCACAGGUGGUUAUCGUUAAGGCAUUCCAGCAUUUAAAUGUGAAUAAAUUAUUUGCGUCUCGUACCAUCGCUCGUUACCGUGAUACUGGUAGCCUAGCACGACGUCAAGUGGAGUAGAAGGAAGAAAACAGCAAUAUCAGCAGGAAUGGUUCGAAAAGUAAAGGAGCGACUUGAUCCAAAACCCGCGUCGCAGUGGCCGUGAGCUGAACAUAUCGCAAUAUUCCAUUCGACAAAUAUUGAAAAAUGAGCUUGGCGUAAAGCCAUUGAAAUUCCAAAAAGUGCAAGAACUUACAUCACAAAACAAAGAAAAUAGUCUCAAAAGAGCUAAAGAGUUGCUUCGCUUGGCCGAAAGUGGUGAACUGCCGAAUUUGGUUUUCUCCAAUGAGAAAACAUUCGUUGUCCAGCAGCAGUUUGUAAACAAACAAAAUGGUCCGCUCUUGUUUAGUUGCCACCAGAACUCAGGCGCCGGCCAUGGUGAUGGUGUGAGCCGGCAUCAGCCAACAGCCAAUUGUAGCUCUCCGCUCGUAUUAAUCGGCCGUGGCAUCAGAAUAAAUGCCAAAUAUUAUCGCGAAAAUAUUCUGGAGGGUGUAUAAAAGCCUUUGGCACGCAAACAUUUUGGCCAAAGAUCUUGGAAUGAGGUUCCUCGCUUCAUUUCCAGGGCACAAUGGCCACCAAAAUCUCCGGUACCAAUCCGAUGGACUAUUGUGUCUGGAGUAUUUUGGAAAACAAGGUUGGCACUAAAAAAUACCAAAGUGUCGAUCACCUCAAGCAAGCGCUUCAGCGGGGAAUGGGCCAAAAUACCGCUGAGCAACAUUCGGGCAGCGUGUGACGUUUGACCGUUUGAAGGACAUGACUCGUGCCAAGGGUGACCAAUUCAAACAAAUCUAAACUUUUUCUAAAAUUUGAUGCUAUUUCGGACAUUUUUUCCUUUCAUUCAAUAAAAUUUAAAAAAAAUGUAAAAAUUAUGGCAUUUGACUUUGUUGCAGUUUUUUUUUAUCUCACCCUGUAUGGGGGCUAUACGAAAAUGUGGACCGACAUGGCCCAUUUACGAACUUAACCUGCCUACUAGUAAACUAUGUAUGUGUGCAAAAUUUUAGCCUUCCAUCUCAAUUCGUUCGAAAGAUUGCGUGAUUACAACAGUCAAACGGACGAAAGAUAGACGGACAGAUAGACAGACAGACCGAGAGACAGACGGACAUUGUUA
Molecule: messenger RNA, 3097 nt
Organism: Musca domestica (house fly)
Lineage: Eukaryota; Metazoa; Arthropoda; Insecta; Diptera; Muscidae
Exons: 4
Coding region: 70-1398 (442 amino acids)
Source: RefSeq, a predicted model, not a curated record